UAUAUAAAGUGUCCUGGCGUCGUGUUCACUGGUUUUCGAGGAUAUACUGGCGCCGUCGAAGUACAAUCGCCAUGAACGGGGCAUCCUUUUUCCUUGUCUGCUGUCUGUCCGCCACUGGCUUCGCUAAGCCGGCGGUGUUUCUCAGCUAUCAAGACAGCCUGGGUCAAUACAGUUUCGGCUACAGCGCGCCAGGAUCGGCCAGAUCGGAAGUCAGGACGUCCAAUGGCGCUAUCAGAGGCACUUACAGUUACAUCGACGAAACCGGUGUCAUCCAGACCGCGCAAUAUAUUGCCGACGGUGAGAACGGAUUUCGGAUAACGACAACAAAUCUUCCGCAGGCGCCGCUUCCGGUUCAGGACACGCCGGAGGUGAUGGCCGCGCGCACUGCGCAUCUUCAGGCUCUGGAAAUGGCGACGAGGAGGGAGGAAGAGGCUGAAAGUCGUGAAAAGAAUCGGGAGAACAUGCAGAAGAAGGAAGUCGAGGGGAGCCAAGAUGACGCGAGUGUUCAGAAGAUACGAACACGAUUGGGACCAACGGUCACGGAGAUUUCGGUGUACGAAGCGACGCGAAGAGCAGCAUUGGAGAACGCAAGGAAUACCGAGUUAGAAAAGAACAGUGACGAAACUUUGCAGGCGGUUGCUUCCGGAAAUAGUGUUGGCAAGGAAAGUGAAAAGAACGCGAAGGAGGAAUUCAUCAAAAGAGUAUCGCAAAUCAACGCAAAUACUCCGAUUCAAUUAAUUACGUACGUGCCGCUAUCUCUGUCGUUGGAACAACAGGAGCUAUUCCGAUUGUUCUAUGGAAACUGGGAAUUCGAGCCUUCUGCCAAUCUGAAGUCAUCGAUCGCUCAAGACGCUUCCGGUGUAAUCACGCCAGCGGGAACAACCUUGAAAAAUGCGAUAGCGAUUCCGACCGAGGGAGCAACGACGCCGAGGGAAAAACAACAGUCGCAACAAUCGCAACAAUCGCAGCAAUCUACAACCGAACAAAUUCGCGCUGUCAAUCCUCUGUUCGUCACUCCGUUGAACGUGAUUCCACUGAGUUCCUCGCAGUAGAGCACAAUCCGACACGUCGACGUCUCUUCAUUAUGCCUACAACAAUGUUCUGUGAACAUGAAAAAAAUAUUGUGGAGGAUGUGUGGUUCGCCAAAUGUACAGAGAACUGGAAUAAAUGCUCGGGCGAUCUAAAAUCUGGA
Molecule: messenger RNA, 1192 nt
Organism: Pogonomyrmex barbatus (red harvester ant)
Lineage: Eukaryota; Metazoa; Arthropoda; Insecta; Hymenoptera; Formicidae
Cellular component (GO): chitin-based extracellular matrix
Molecular function (GO): structural constituent of chitin-based larval cuticle
Source: RefSeq, a predicted model, not a curated record